UCUCAUUUUCCCAUACUUUGUCUAUCUUUUCCAAGAAAAACGCCCACCCCAGAUUUUCUGAAAUUAACUUCUCAUCCCCACCAUGAAGAAAUCUGGUCUCUUCGCUGCCUCAGUCGCCGCAGCUUCUGCUUCUGCUUCAGCUAUCUCUGCUUCUUCCACAAACUUCGUUUGCAAUUCCAAUUUUCAAGCUUCUUAUGAGGAUGUUUCAUCAAAGAAAGAUCAUGAGAAUUCAUCGAUGAAAAGGUCACCAUCAACUGAAAAAUUUGCUCCAAGAUUUGAUGGCUUGAGGUUCAUUGAAACUCUGGUCACCGCUCACAGAUAAACAAGGAUUCCUGAUUUGUUCUUCUAGUUUUUAAUGAGAACAAAGGAUUCCUUUUACCCCAAGGAUUCCUAAUGAGAAAAAAAAGAACUGUAACUCUGCAGGUUCUGUAAUAGUAGUUUUACCCCAUAUUGCCCUCUUGGGCAGUUCCCUUUUACUUGUUCAGGUCUAUCUUCUACUUGUGUAUAAUUUUUUUUUUGGCUUUUUAGAGUUAUGAUGUGUAUAACUGAUUUAUAAUUUUGAUCUCAAUGAGAACAUCAUAAUCUUAUUUAAUAGUAUCCAAGUUGAAUCAA
Molecule: messenger RNA, 612 nt
Organism: Mangifera indica (mango)
Lineage: Eukaryota; Viridiplantae; Streptophyta; Magnoliopsida; Sapindales; Anacardiaceae
Exons: 2
Coding region: 83-322 (79 amino acids)
Source: RefSeq, a predicted model, not a curated record